GGAAUGACUGAACCCCAGCGUCUGCCAUGGGCCCUUGUGUCCAUUAAGUACUGCAAGUGUUGCCUCUUUCCCACUUCUACAGAGGGGGUACGGAGGCCCUGCCAGUGUCUGCACCCUGACGCCCCCUGACUCAAAGUCCAGACUGCUGCCUCAACUUAGUGCCACUCAGAAGAGGGCCACCCACUUGCCCCACCCAGCACUAUCCCGGAGGGCGUCACGCACCUACUGCGCUGCCCCGGUGGUGGGGCGGAGCGGUGGCGCAGACCGGUCCGGGUUUCGCAGGCUGCCGCGCAUGCUCCGUCCUGCACUCAGCCUCCCGGCCCCUGGAGGCGCGCUCUUUUACGCUGCCCCGCCCCGGAGCUGUUAGGAUUUGAAUCUCCGGCGGGCUGAGUCGGGAAAUGUCUACCGGUCAGCUAGGCAUGGAGAACCCUGUCCUCAGGGCUCGGUGCCCGGUGCAAGAGCAGCGUGCCCGUUGGGAGCGGAAACGCGCCUGCACCGCCCGGGAGCUGCUGGAGACCGAGCGGCGCUACCAGGAACAGCUGGGGCUGGUGGCCACGUACUUCGUGGGGAUUCUGAGAGCCAAGGGCACCCUGCGACCACCAGAGCGCCAGGCCUUGUUUGGGCCGUGGGAGCUCAUUUACAGCGCCAGCCAAGAGCUGCUUCCUUACCUGGAAGGCGGGCACUGGGGACAGGGGCUGGAGGGCUUCUGUCCACACCUGGACCUGUACACCCAGUUUGCUGCCAAUGCAGAGAAGUCCCGGACCACCCUGCAGGAACAACUAAAGAAAAGCAAACGUUUCCGGAGGUUUGUGAGGCUUCAGGAAGGCCGCCCUGAGUUUGGGGGCCUUCGGCUCCAGGACCUGCUCCCCCUGCCUCUGCAGAGGCUCCAGCAGUAUGAAAAUCUUGUUGUUGCUUUGGCUGAGAACACAAGUCCCAACAGCCCUGACCACCAACAGCUCACACGGGCUGCUCGGCUGAUAUCUGAGACCUCCCAGAGAGUCCACACCAUUGGUCAGAAACAGAAGAAUGACCAGCACCUCCGGCGUGUUCAGGCUCUUCUCAGUGGACGCCAGGCAAAGGGGCUUAUCUCAGGUCGCUGGUUCCUGCGCCAGGGCUGGCUGUUAGUGGUGCCACCCAGUGGGAAACCUCGGCCCCGAAUGUUCUUCCUCUUCUCCGACGUGCUUCUCAUGGCCAAGCCUCGUCCCGCAUUGCACCUGCUGCAGCCCGGCACCUUCGUUUGCCGGGCCCUCUACCCCAUGGCCCAGUGUCAGCUCCACAAGGUCUUCGGCCACUCGGGAGGCCCUUGUGGCGGACUGCUCAGUCUGUCCUUUCCCCACGAGACGCUACUGCUUAUGUCCACCGACCAGGAGGAGCUGGUGCACUGGUACCGCAGCCUGACUCUGGCCAUCAGCAGCCAGAAGAACUAGAAGAAUCUUACAAAUUCCAGAACCCAGGAUACUUCAGGGAUAAGUCAGGGUCAGGAGUACAAAACUAAACACAGAACCCUUCAUGGUUUGAGAACGGUCAUUUUGUGUUUGCCUGGAACCGAGUUAUUUGACCAGAUCUUAAGAAUCAAGAAACCAAGUCUGACCGAACUGAACCUGUGCCAAACCAGCCCCUCCAGCACAGACGAGGGGAUUGGGGGCUGAUAAGCUUGGUGCCCUGUCUAUGGCUAGUCGUUUGUCAAGGUUGCGGCUUUGCAAAUGUGGCUAUUUUUAUAGUUUUAUUUUCCUACUGGAUUGAAGUAAAGCUUUUUUGUUGCUGUUUUUCUGGAAA
This is a messenger RNA of Phyllostomus discolor (pale spear-nosed bat), 1776 nucleotides long. RefSeq names its product Rho guanine nucleotide exchange factor 39 (gene ARHGEF39). The transcript has 9 exons. Gene Ontology annotation, cellular component: plasma membrane. Gene Ontology annotation, molecular function: guanyl-nucleotide exchange factor activity. The record is from RefSeq and is a predicted model, not a curated record. Gene Ontology annotation, biological process: positive regulation of cell migration. NCBI's taxonomy places the organism in Eukaryota, Metazoa, Chordata, Mammalia, Chiroptera, Phyllostomidae. The coding region runs from base 399 to 1427 and encodes 342 amino acids.